GGAAACAAACCUUUAUUUUCUACACCCUGAAACGACCACCAUUAUCGAGUCUCGUUUUAAAUUUGACAUUUCGCAAAUCAAAAUAUAACCUCAAAACGUCAAAACCGUGAAGUGCAUCAUAAAUUUUCCAGUCCUAUCUAGGAUAUUUUUUUUAGAAUUAAUAAAUAAAAAUUUAUUAAAAUGCUACGAAAUAUAUCAAAUUUAACUCGAAAUCCUUCUACACGAACAUAUGCAGCAGCCUCGCCUGCUGUCAAAUCCAAUAAAUCAACAAAAACCAGAAAAAUCCCCCUAAUCGAAUGCAAGAAACCCGAAUUAAAUGUUCCCUUUGGAAAACACUUGAUUGAAGCUAAAUUUGGUACAAUUCCACUUGCUUCUAAUGGUUGGAUGCAUCGUAAAUCAAAAGGUGAUUACUUUAUUAUUAAUCCUUCAGUUAAUGAAGAUGAUAUUUUAAGCCAAAUGCAAGAUAUCAAAGAACUUAAACUAUCAGAAGAUUUAAUACAAAACUUGAAUUCCGAAUUGGAAAUCACUCAGCUAACUAAAAUUCAAUCGGAUGCUAUUCCGAUUAUUAGUGAUAGCGAACAUGUAUUGAUUGCUGCAGAAACUGGCUGUGGCAAGACACUCGCUUAUUUGAUGCCAAUUGUGCAACAAAUUCUCGAACAAAAGUAUCGAUUUGUAGAGCGACAGUUAAAUACUCCUCUCGUGUUGAUAUUAACUCCGGGAAGAGAAUUGGCUCUACAAAUUGCCGAAGUAGCUAGUAAGUUGUGUAAAUCAACUGGCAUUAAUGUCAAAUGUAUUCUUGGUGGGAAUACAAAACAGAAAAUGAUAAACCCAGAAUUUGAGGAAGUCGAUAUUCUGGUCGGUAGUAUGGGAGCUAUAAGUAAAUUGGUCACAACUGGCAUCUAUCGAAUGGAUAAAGUCCGUCAUGUUGUUCUCGAUGAAGCUGAUACUUUACUCGAUGAUACUUUCUCUGACAAAUUAUGCUUCUUCCUUAAAAGAUUCCCGUUCCAUAAGAAUCACCUUCAAGACGAUAAAGUUGUAGGCAGUCAAUUGAUUCUCGCUUCAGCCACAAUGCCCACAAACACUGAUCAAAUCUUGCAAAACAUCAUCGACACAUCUACACUCCAUCAAGUGGUUAGUCCGAAUUUGCAUCGCCUCAUGCCGCACAUAACACAUAAAUUCCUCAGAAUGAAUAAAUCCGAUCGACCGGCUAAUAUUCUGACUUUGGUUAAAUCUGAGUUGGCUAAGAAGCGUCCAGUUAUAGUAUUUGGUAAUAAAUCCUCAACCAGUGACUAUGUGUCCAUGUUUCUCAACAAUAAUGGAGUGAAUUGUAUUAAUUUGAAUGGAGACAUGUUGAUGAAAAUUCGAAUUGGUAGAUUUGAGCAAUUUCAGCAGGGUCAUGUCGAUGUUCUGUCGACAACAGAUGUUGGUAGUCGUGGUCUGGAUACAACUCGUGCUAGGCAAGUUGUUAAUUUUGACUUCCCCUUGCAUGUGUCCGACUAUAUUCAUCGGUGUGGGAGGAUAGGUCGUGUUGGGAGUCAACACAAAUGUUUAGUAACAAAUUUUGUAUCUAGCCAACGAGAAAUCAGUUUGGUGCAGAAAAUCGAACAUGCAGCGAGGACGGGAAGCGUUCUGCCAAAUGUUAAUGCGAAUAUAUCAAAUCUUAUUCAAAGCCGGAUAGUUAGAGAAAUGAAGAAGCUUGGAGUCGAUGAACCAGCAUUUUAGUGAUAGAAAAUAAAAACUAAAUUUAAUACAAAAACACUCUUUU
Episyrphus balteatus (marmalade hoverfly) is the source of this 1765-nucleotide messenger RNA. RefSeq names its product probable ATP-dependent RNA helicase DDX28 (gene Dbp21E2). Gene Ontology annotation, molecular function: ATP binding; nucleic acid binding. NCBI's taxonomy places the organism in Eukaryota, Metazoa, Arthropoda, Insecta, Diptera, Syrphidae. The transcript is spliced from 2 exons. The record is from RefSeq and is a predicted model, not a curated record. Bases 181 to 1722 code for a protein of 513 amino acids.